Messenger RNA from Labrus mixtus (cuckoo wrasse), 6738 nucleotides. RefSeq names its product axin-1-like. The coding region runs from base 251 to 2920 and encodes 889 amino acids. The transcript is spliced from 13 exons. NCBI's taxonomy places the organism in Eukaryota, Metazoa, Chordata, Actinopteri, Labriformes, Labridae. Gene Ontology annotation, biological process: negative regulation of canonical Wnt signaling pathway. The record is from RefSeq and is a predicted model, not a curated record.
UCUGUGGCUCAGUAUUAUUGCUCAGAAAGCAGCCACCAUGGGGAGUUAAGGGGAUACUCGACGGGUUAUUUUCGUUAAUAUUUAAUAUCAGAAAGUUAUCCAUAUGCUGCGUUUUGGGGCACACAGUUCACGCCAGUAUCCCCAAUGCAGUGGAUUACGGGGACCGGGCUUUCAGAGACGGGUGAAUUGUUUUCCAGCAAAAUCAUUGCAAGAGGCGAAGAUCUGACCUCUGCAUUGUGCAACCAGAGACAUGAGUGUUGUCAGAGAAUUACAUGGGAUUGGGUACAGGGGCGGCGGCGGCGGCGGUGGGGUUGUGGCCUCUCUGAGCGGCCCUACCCACUUUACCGAGGAUGCUCCGCGACCCCCGGUUCCUGGUGAGGAGGGAUCUGAUGUGGACCCCCCAGUCCAGUCAGCCAACACCCGUCCUAACGCCCUUUCCCAAACUCUUGGGUAUCCCACUUCAUCCUCAUCCUCUAAAAUGGGGGAUCCAUCGAGUUACACACCCUCCUCCUCGUCAGCGACCCCGCGCCGCCCUGAUCUGGACUUGGGAUAUGAACCCGAGGGCUCGGCUUCACCAACUCCACCUUACCUGAAGUGGGCAGAGUCACUUCACUCUCUCCUAGAUGACCAGGAAGGCAUCCAGCUGUUCCGAAACUUCCUUUGCCAGGAAGGGUGUGCGGACCUUCUUGACUUCUGGUUUGCUUGCUCGGGGUUCAGGAAGACAAGCCAGGAGAGGAGGGCAAAGCUUGCCAAGGUCAUCUACAGGAAGUACAUUGUGGACGGCGGUGGGAUUGUCUCCAGGCAGAUCAAAGCAGCGACCAAGAGCUUCAUCAGAGACUGUGUUGGAAGGCCACAACCAGACCCUGCCAUGUUUGAACAGGCUCAGACAGAGAUCCAGGCCAUGAUGGAGGAGAACACCUACCCUUUGUUUCUGAAGUCUGAUCUGUACCUGGAGUACACACGGACAGGAGGGGAGAGCCCCAAGCCUAACCCAAGUGAUCAGAGUCCUUCAUCGGGUCUAGCAAAACCUGUGCCUGGGUACUUACCCACACUUGCUGAGGAUGAGGAGUGGAGGUGCGGAGGAGGAGGUGUGAGGGAUGUGGAGGAAGAGAAAGAUGAAGACGAGUGUGGAGACACACCAGCUAGUAGGCUGACUCAGAGCCUGCUGAUGCAGACAGCACCGCAGAGAGCCACGACGAACAGGAGGAAGCCGGACAGCAGGGAGUACAGAACAUGGCGGGAACCGGUUAACCCGUACUACGCAAACAUGGGCUAUGCUCGUGCUCCAGCGACCAGUGCCAAUGACAGUGAGCAGCAGAGCAUGUCCAGCGAUGCGGACACACUGUCACUCCCCGACAGCAGCGUAGAUGGUAUUCCUCCAUACAGAUAUCGGAAGCAGCAUCGUAAAGAGAUGCAUGAAAGUGCCAAAGCUAAUGGACGUGUGCCCCUACCUCAUAUACCUCGCACGUAUCGCAUGCCAAAGGACAUCCAUGUACAGCCUGAGAGGUUUGCUGCGGAGCUUAUCAGCAAGUUAGAGACGGUUCUCAGAGAGAGGGAGGCUCAGGAAAGACUUGAAGAGAGGCUGAAGAGAGUACGACUGGAAGAAGAGGGUGAUGAUGCUGACAUCUCCGUGACAACCUCCAUGUCUUCUCAUAGCAUACCACUCCCCCUCCCCUCAUCAUUUCAACCUCUCUACGGCGCCCGUUACUCAGAGACCACUGCUAACACAGCAACGGUUGCCACAUAUGGCGGCCUUGUUGCCAUGGAGGAUUCCCUUGACGACGACCCAGAAUCUAUCCUGGAUGAGCACGUGCAGCGCGUGAUGAAAACGCCAGGCUGCCAGUCGCCAGGGGCAACCAACAGCACCUUAGGAGGAGGUCGACAUUCUCCUCCCAAAUCAUCACGUUCGCCUGAUGGGGGGAUUGGCCCUCCUCACUUCCCCCCUCACAGAGGGGGAGUGCACACUCUGCCUGUUCCCGGGGUCAAAGGUAUGCAUCACCACAAACCGUUGUACCACCACAGAGGAAGAGAAGGGCAGGAGGAGGCCGGCUCUAGGUCCCAGGCCAAUAUCUUAUGGAAUGGAGACCCAGCCAGCCAGUAUGCAGGGAGAAGUCGUAACUACGCCGAUGGAGCGGGAGCCAGCACGCUGGAGGGCAUGGGUUACAGUAGUAAAGGCAGCACACUAUCUCGGCGAGGUUGUAAGAAGUCGUCAGAGACACCUGGGAAAGUGGAUGACAGUGGGCGAGGCAUGGAGGGCCAGGUACCACUGGAUGAUCUGGAGAGAAAUCAGAAGAUCCUGCAGUGGAUGAUGGAAGGAGAUAGACAAAGGAAGAGCUCACAUGGCGGCAGCACCAGCAGCUCCAGGAGGACAGGGGCCAGCAGCGAAUCACCGCGUCCAACAUCAGUGGAGCGACCUGGAGCUGUGCACCCCUGGGUCUCUGCACAGCUGCGUAACAACCCCUCCUCCGUGUCCCCGGCCCUCCCUGGCUCUGUGUCCACGCAGGUCCAGCCCUCUCACCCAUUCAUCCAGGAUCCAGCUAUGCCACCCAACCCGGCUCCCAACCCGCUCACCCAGCUAGAGGAGGCUAGGAGGAGGCUUGAGGAGGAGAGAAGGAGGAAUGCGAUACAGCAGGCCAAGCAGAGGCACAAGUCUGGUAAGCGCCAAGUGUGUGACAACAUGACCGUUGCUUACUACUUCUGUGGAGAGCCUAUCCCAUACCGAACAUCAGUCAAAGGCCGUGUAGUGACUCUGGGCCAGUUUAAAGAGCUGCUUACCAAAAAGGGCCAUUACAGGUUCUACUUCAAGAAAGUGAGCGACGAGUUUGACUGUGGUGUGGUGUUUGAGGAGGUCCGCGACGAUGACGCCAUCUUGCCCAUCUUCGAGGAGAAGAUCAUCGGGAAGGUGGAGAAGGUUGACUGAAAUGUUUGGGAACAGGAAGAUGACAUGGAUCAUUUGAAAAAGAAAAGGAGAUGGGAAGAGAACUUUGGGAUUGGACCGAGAUUCAGCUGUGGGAAAACGUACGACAGAAAGUAGAAAGAUGGAAGGAGCAAUGUGUGACAGAAGGGAAUUGAGCUGCGUGGUAAAAGCUCAAGUAAUAAGGAAGUGGUUCAUUUUCACGGCAUAUCUGGAAAUCUGCAUCAUGCCUGGAUCAAACACACAUACUGCGAAGAAGAUCGGCCAGAUGAAACAGAAGCAAAGGAGAGGAACUUUAAUUAUUUCACCAUCUUGUCUCCACUGUGGAUAUAUGAGGAGCGCUGUUAAAAUCUGAUGUCUGUCCAGUCUUCCUCUACGAUGGAUGGAAAAGAGUGAGGGGGCUGCUGGGGGAGGAGAAAAGGAGUAAGUAGUCUUCCAUCUCUGCUCUGGAGGAGUCUGUCCUCCGCAGACCAUUUUGAUGCUGCUACAUUACCAUGGAAACUCUUCAAUCGGUGCUCGGGACAGUAAAUAAAGCAUUUUUUUUUUUUGUUGUUGUUCCAUUCGGGAGUCUCGCUGCCUUUUGCUGUCUCUGUUCCUCAUCAGCGGGGGGAGGAGAGAAGAGGACAGAGGAUUUUGGGGGGAGUGGAACUUUAGCCUGCUUCUCCUCUUGUCGACGUCAUAGCCUCAAAGGAGAAACUUUUCUCACCGUGAUUCCUAGAUGUCAUGUAGUGAUCUCUGACACCGACAUGUUCUCACAACAGUUCUCCACACAACUUGUUUACCAAAGCUACAUAUUUUUGAUAAGGCAAGUACCCUAGCUACUUGUUUCAUUUUAUUUGAAUUGUCUAUGUACAAGGCAGGUACUAUUACUUAUUAAUGAAGCCUAAUUUCGUUGUAUCUCGACUUUAAUGUUGUAUUAUUGUGUAUGUUUUGAAGCUAGUUCAUUAGUCAUUUCAGGGCAGCAAUGUUUUGUUUUCUCCUCUUUAUAACAUAUCUUCACCUCAGUUCUGUACUGUUAACUUUGAGUGUGCAGUUUUGUUCUCCUAAGUGAUGGAUUUUAAUUACCGUAAAAUCCGGAAUACAAGUCGCACCAGUAUGGUAUGUAAGAAGAAGUCUGUUUUUGAGGGUCUCCCAGAGAGGAAAAUGGUUGAAACUGUCUCCUGCGUGGCGAUUUGUAUCGUGCUCAGCAAAGUCAUCAACGUGCCGUUCCUGUGCAGCUGAAGUCGGCAGUUGUUUUUGCUUUGUGGAGUUUCCACUUCUACGAGCUACAGUGCGAUAGUUGAGCUACGGUGACAGUUGGACCCAAAGCCCACCAAUCAUGCUGCACAGCUCAGCUGGUCACUCGUUGACGUUACUGGGGAGUCUUUUCUAUCAAACCAGCACUCCACAAAGUUUUUUAUACUUAACAGUAAACCACUGUUUUCUUUUAAGUGCAUGACUUCAUGAGGGAGGAAAAAGGUUAAAAAGUGGGGCUGCCAGCCUGGUCUUGGACGCCAUGUAUCCCAGCACAGCUUGCAGUACACAAUGUAUAGAGGGAAAUUUUCAAUAGCGUCAGGUGGCGUGCAAUGUUGAUGGUGGCGGCGGCACUCACUGUAAUGAUGGCACGUGUGUCAGCCUUUUAUACUGGUAUAUUGGUUCGCACCGGUAUAUAGGACGUAGCCAACUUUUUAAAUGAAAAAAAUUGUUCUUAAAAAUGCGUCUUAUACACCGGAUUUUACAGUAAACCUUCAAAAAUACUCAUGAAAAAUAAAAACACACUAAAAUGUGUGACACCUUUGACCACACUAUCUAUUGUUUCUAACAGCUCACACCUCAUUUGUUUGUGUAACUCCCAAGCUCAGUCUAGGUGCCUGCCUGUCCAGUGCCAUUACUAUCUAGAAAGCUUAUUCUGAAGCAUGAUGUGUGUGAGGGGGGAAAAAAACAUGUCAUGUACGCCCGAACUCAGCCAAAGAGCAUAACGCGCGUCCCUUGAGCUGGCGUCAUGCUUUUGUCUGUGCAGUCCAAGUCUGCGAGUUUGAAAUCAAUUUUCCCAUCAUGAGCAGAAUGAAAUCUUCAUCUUCUUGCAGAUUCCUCAAUUAUUUGGUCUUCGAACUUGAAUUAAAAUCUACAUCUUGUUCUGAAAGUAUACAUGACAUUUUGGGAAACUUGCUCAGUGUUUUUUUCUCGCUGUGAAACGGUGAAAAGAUUCACAACAAUUCAAGUUUGUAUCGCAAAUGCUGAGCGACAGCCAGUAGUCUCUUAGCUUAGCUAGUAUCAAACCAACCAACCAACCAACCACAGCAAGCCUGGAUUCUGCCAUGAAGUAAAAUAAAGCUGCAAAUACUCUUUAUUUUUAUCAUUUAAUAUUUUCUGAACGUAUUAACUCAUCCAUAAAUUAUUUCACCACAGUUUUCUUAACCCCAACGGAAUAGAUUAUGUGAUAAUUUUAUUGAUCAAAUUGCAAAUUAUUUUAGAGAUUACAAUUUUAGUUUGAUUAUACUUCAAAAUACUGUAAAAAAGGAAAAAAAAGCUCAUCCCUGUCACAAAGCCACCACUUCAAAUUUCCUGAAGAGUCCACAACCAAAGGAUUUUUUUAUUUGCCAUCAUUGAAAAGAAAAGUUGAGAUUCCUUACAUCAAAUAAGUGGUAAGACAAGUAAAUUAUAGAUUCUUGAAUGUGUUGUGGGUCUGUAGCCUAUUGGCACAGCCAGACUAGCCGUUUCCAAGUGUUCAGUGUCUAUGCUAAUUUAAUCUAAACGCUAGCGGGCUGAAGCUUCAUAAAAAAAUUCAAAGAAAUAAGUAAUUUUAUCAGUGUUGCUUCAGCGAGACAACUCAUAAGCAUAUUUUUUAAUUAUGUCAAUCUACUCCUUCAAACUUUACUACAGAAAGGCCGUCGAGGCCAGGACACCACAAAGCACCGUGCAGCUGAUGCACUGAUCACACACCAGCUAUGUAAGCUGAAUGUACUUUGACUUUUUUAAAAACUUUUAAACCUCAACAGAAAUCCCUUCGCUGGUCACAUCAUCAUGUCUGUUCUCAGUUGUGAUCUCAUGCUGAUUGUUUUGUGUUAUCCAUGCUGGUAGUUCAAUGAAUGUGUUCAUCAAACAUAGAGAUCCUACCAAACUUUGUGCAGGAAUGUCAAACACAAUGAGUCCAGGGCUGCUGCCCGCCAAGGGAAGCAUAGGAUCCUAAAAACACAUGUCAUUGCUUCAACCCCUUAUGCCUUCAAUAUAAAAACAAAAUAUUAGAUAUGUUUGUUUAUAAAAAAAAAUGUAAUUUUAAUAAACACCAAGCAUGUUCUUUAUAAGGAAUGUUUUCCUGAUGAGUUGAAUUAUCUAUUUUGUUUUAAUGUUUAUGUGCGAACUGCUAAGGCCCUCUGAUUUAUUUUAUGUUUGUGAGAAAGAAAGCCCAGGGACAGUUGAAUGACAACAUUUGUUGAGAGUUGUUUCUUGUGAUAAUGAUUUGAUGGGGGGAAAAAAACAAACAACUACGUCUGUUGUGUUGUCAGUUAGUGUGAAACACAGUGCCUUUAUCAUGUUAUCUUUAUAAAUAUCUUUAUUGAACCAAUCCAUACUUUUUAAUGGAACUUUUUACUUUCACUCAGUCCCGUUGUUUUUCUUUCGUUUCUUUUUUUUUUAGCUGCAGUCAUUCUCGCUCACUCCUGUUAGAACCUCUGCUGUAAAUAUGUACAUUAUCAUUUCAUAUGUGUCUUCAGACCUGCACCACAUGUCCACGGUGUUUCUGUUUUUCAAAGGUAAACGCCAAGAUGUCACUGUGCUGGUUCCACUUGUACAUUUCUUUUAAAAAGGUACUUCAUAAUAAAGAUGUUGAAUAAAAAAAAAAAAAA